AUAAAUACAUGAAAAUAAUAAAUAGGGAAAGGCAAAUGCUUGACCGGUGAGCCGAUUAGCGAGAAGAACAGAGUUUUUGGAAGAAUUUUCAUGUCCAUCUUGCCCAACCAAGACCAAGGAUCUAUAUCAUCGUCUACCUCUUCAGCUCCCUCUAUAAACCCUAACUCCCAACAUGGACACCGCCAUCACCACGUUUCCCUUUCUCAAUCCCAAUCCCAGUCGCUGUCUCCGCCGGAUCCCUCCCGCCAAAUUCUCCAAUUUGGAUCGCUUCGGAUCUCCGACUCUCAAUCUAGCUCCUCCGCUACUUCUUCAGGCCUGUCGCCAUCGGCACCAGCUGCAGAAGAUUCUGGUGGAUCUUCCCAGCAGGUGACUGAGUUAGGGAUACCUUGGGGUAACCAGGCUUUACCCAAUAACCUCCACCACACACAUUCACAGUGUCACUCUGGUGGAGGUGGACGAGGGGUUGGAUCACCCUGGUCUAGAGGGAAAAGGUCAGGAACCGAUGGUUCUAGUUCAACUCAACAUAGUAUGGGGUCUGUUGCUUCUCAUGGAAACUCCACUCAUCAAACAGGAAAGAAAACCCAGCUGAUGAAUGGCAACCACUUGUUGAAUUUUUAUUAUGACCCCAUAUCUCGUCCUCAGCAUAGAGCUGCUCCUCCUUCUUCAAGAAGGCAACACAAGAGGAAGCCAUACAACAAAGAUCUAUUUCUUCAGGCUAACUACAAAUUCGUAGUGUUAGAUUCAGUAAACUACUCAGCUGAAGCGAUGGAUCCAGAUAAGGUGUUACAGUGGGAGGACAUCAUUUGCGUGAGAUAUUCCACCCCAACUGUGGUUCAGUGUCCCAUUUGUCUGGAAUAUCCUCUAUGUCCGCAGAUAACCUCAUGUGGACAUAUCUUCUGUUUCCCAUGUAUUCUGCAAUACUUGUUGAUGGGGAAGGAGGAUCAUAAAGGAGACUGUUGGAAAAGUUGCCCAUUGUGUUUUGUGAUGAUAUCCCCGAAGGAUUUAUACACUCUAUUCGUGGAGAAUGUUAAGCAGUAUUGUGUUGGUGAUACUAUAGAGUUUAUGCUUAUUAGUCGACAAAAGGAUUCAUUUACUUUAUCCCAUAAAAGUAAACAAGAGAAAGGUGCUGUUGGAGGUUGCGAUGAUGAAAGCUAUGAUCCAUUUUCAAAGUUUACAUUUACUUCAGAUGUAGAUCUUUCAGUCAGAAAAGCAAUAUCAGAGUUAGAUGGUUGGUUGGUCAGGGCAGAGUCGGGGCUUGUUGAUGACCUAGAGAAGCUUCCAUAUGUAUGUGCUGCAAUGGAACAAUUAGAACAGAGGAAGAAAUAUUGGAACGAGCACGGGGCUAGCAACAGUAAUAAAUCUUGUAAAUAUAAUAAUCAUAAUACUGGUUCCAUCUUGUCAACUGAAAAAGCUACAAUUGGUAACAAUGAAGCAUCUACAUUUGGACAGGCAAAUCCGUCCAAUGAAGUCUAUGACGGUAAUGUGUGUUCGGACAGUAUAUCUGUGGAGAAGUCAGAUGAUGGAACUUGUUCUGACCAAUCUGUGGAUGCAGCUGAAUCAUUGGAAGGCCAAGAAAAUGUUUUUUCUUCUUCAUAUGAUGAAAGCAACAGUGCCCGAGGGGACUCACAUGACUCUGGAAGUGUAAAGGAGAAGGAAUCAUACAAUUUCUACCAGGCAGCUGAUGGUCAGCACAUCAUUAUUCAUCCGUUGAACAUGAAAUGCCUUCUACACCACUAUGGGAGCCAUGAUAUGCUACCACACAGGGUAAGUGGAAAAAUUUUGCAAUUGGAGACUGUGACUCAGACAGAAGCUAUGAGGAGGCGCUACCGCUACUUGAGUCAUUUUUCUUUAACAACAAUACUCCAGUUUUGUGAGAUUGAUCUCAGUGAGGUAUUGUCUCCUGAUGCGUUGUCUCCCUUUAUGGAAGACAUAAAGAAGCGUGAACAGAAAAGGAAGCAACUUGCUAGGAAGGAGCAAAAGGAGAAAAUGAAGGCUGAAUCUACCAUGGCAUAUCCCAUCCCCAUAGUAGCAGGUUAUGGGCAAUCCUUGCAUGAGGGAUCCCCUACAUUUUCCAUGGAUGACUUCGAGGCUUUGGGAAGUAGUACAGUGACAUCAUCAAGCCCUCCUGUUGUUGGGGAAAGGAAGCUCUUCUCGAGUGUUACAAAGCUUGGUUUUGCUGCUGCGCAUGAUUCUCCAGCGCUGAAACUAGAAGGAAGCAAUUCUCUGAAUGGCAAUGAUGCAGGGAGAGUCUUUCCCAAGACAAAUGCAGCAGGUACCCAGAAUGCGGGUGUUGCGUCAUUUGCUAAUAUAAUCGCCAGAGCUAAGCCUGGUGAAAAUAUGGAUCCACCCAUGAUAAAUGAUUCGGGAAAGAAGGGAAAGAAACAGAGUCGAGUCCUUUUGUCAACCGCUAGUGGUCGGCGCUACUGAUAUCUAGUGAAAAUCUCGUGAACGAUAAUGGUGUCGUCUUGUAUCUAUUAACCUUUGAUGGCACAAAAGCUUGUGAAUGUGUGAUCAAUAUGUAGAUGGGGUAGAUGUAAAAAAAUAAGAGCCAUUACCGAAGUCCUCCGCCUCUUUUCUUGUGUUUGUUUUUGUAUUUUUUUCUAGCUAAUACAGAGACUCAAUAAAUGGUACGACUUAUAUGGAAGGGCUUCUUACAUUGUUCUUAA
Messenger RNA from Malus domestica (apple), 2666 nucleotides. RefSeq lists its product as uncharacterized. Lineage: Eukaryota; Viridiplantae; Streptophyta; Magnoliopsida; Rosales; Rosaceae. The record is from RefSeq and is a predicted model, not a curated record. Gene Ontology annotation, molecular function: transcription cis-regulatory region binding; metal ion binding. Gene Ontology annotation, biological process: positive regulation of transcription by RNA polymerase II.